AUGGCAGUGGCUUUUGAUGCAAUGCUGGCUCGGGUCAAGGAUGUUUGUAAAAGAAAUGGUUUGCUCAUUCUGUCAGUACUGUCUGUCAUAGUGGGAUGUCUUCUUGGAUUCUUCCUCAGGACCAGGCGGCUCUCUCAGCAGGAAAUCAGUUAUUUCCAGUUCCCUGGGGAGUUAUUGAUGAGGAUGCUGAAAAUGUUGAUUCUACCACUGGUUGUCUCAAGCUUAAUGUCUGGACUAGCAGCCUUGGAUGCCAAGACUUCCAGUCGAUUAGGCAUCAUAACUGUCACUUACUAUCUAUGGACAACAUUUGUGGCUGUGAUUGUGGGAAUAAUUAUGGUCUCCAUUAUCCAUCCUGGUGGAGCAGCCCAGAAGGAGAACACAGAAGAGAGUGGAAAGCCAAUUAUGAGCUCUGCAGAUGCACUGCUAGACUUAAUUCGGAACAUGUUCCCAGCCAACCUUGUUGAGGCCACAUUCAAACAGUAUCGCACCAAGAGCAUUCCUAUCAUCAAAUCUAACAAGGCAGCUUCUGAAAGCACCACUCGUCGAUUCAUAAUAUAUGGGGUCCAGGAUGAGAAUGGAUCCAAUGUCCAGAAUUUUGCCCUGGAUAUCACUCCCCCUCCAGAAGUGAUUUACAAAUCUGAGCCAGGCACCAGCGAUGGCAUGAACGUUCUGGGGAUUGUGAUAUUCUCUGCCACCAUGGGUAUAAUGUUGGGCAGAAUGGGUAACAGUGGAGUUCCCUUGGUCAGUUUUUGCCAGUGUUUAAAUGAAUCUGUCAUGAAAAUAGUGGCAGUUGCUGUGUGGUAUUUUCCUUUUGGAAUAGUGUUUCUUAUUGCUGGCAAGAUCUUGGAAAUGGAUGAUCCUACAGCUAUUGGGAAGAAACUGGGCUUUUAUGCCAUUACUGUGGUUUGUGGCCUGGUGGUUCAUGGCCUGUUCAUUCUGCCAAUGAUGUACUUCUUUAUCACCAAGAAAAACCCCAUUGUUUUUAUCAGAGGGAUUCUUCAAGCCUUGCUAAUUGCUCUGGCCACAUCAUCCAGCUCAGCCACAUUGCCUAUAACUUUCAAGUGCUUGUUGGAGAAUAACCAUGUUGACAGAAGGAUUGCCAGAUUUGUGCUGCCUGUUGGGGCCACGAUCAAUAUGGACGGAACUGCCCUAUAUGAAGCGGUGGCAGCAAUCUUUAUUGCUCAAGUAAACAAUUAUGAGCUGGAUUUUGGACAGAUUAUUACUAUAAGUAUCACAGCAACAGCGGCCAGCAUAGGUGCUGCAGGGAUUCCACAAGCUGGCCUUGUGACUAUGGUCAUUGUUCUGACAUCAGUUGGGCUGCCUACAGAUGACAUCACUUUAAUUAUUGCAGUUGACUGGGCAUUAGACAGAUUUAGAACAAUGAUCAAUGUCUUGGGAGAUGCCCUAGCUGCUGGAAUCAUGGCCCAUGUAUGCAGAAAGGAGUUCACCAAGGAUGGUGAUGAGGUGCCACUGAUCUGUGAAACUAAACCCAUCAGCAUUCAUCAAAUCAUGGCUUACCAGAGAAACGGUUGUGUGAAGAACAUGAGUGAGUCUCAUGGACCAGAAACAGUGAAAGCAUUUCAGCACCACAUACCUAUACAAGUGGAGCAAGAACUAAACCCACCGGAAAACCACACAAAGAAAUCCAACAGUAAAGACCACUGCACUAUUGAAAUCAAUGAACUGGAAACAAAUGUGUAAUAGCUACGUCUGAUGGUAUCUGAUACCCAGUGACCUGGUACCCAAUCACUACCUCACAGCUGGAGGGAGGACUCUUAUAUGGAAAAAAAAUGUGGAGUUAUGGUCAGCAUGCUUCUACUGGAGCUAGGAGACUAGUUGUGAUCAGAAAAGAUACAAGGCUUGAAAAAGAUAGGGGGCUUC
Messenger RNA from Gopherus evgoodei (Goodes thornscrub tortoise), 1881 nucleotides. RefSeq names its product solute carrier family 1 member 7 (gene SLC1A7). Gene Ontology annotation, biological process: L-glutamate transmembrane transport. The record is from RefSeq and is a predicted model, not a curated record. Lineage: Eukaryota; Metazoa; Chordata; Testudines; Testudinidae. Gene Ontology annotation, cellular component: plasma membrane. The coding region runs from base 1 to 1701 and encodes 566 amino acids. The transcript is spliced from 11 exons. Gene Ontology annotation, molecular function: L-glutamate transmembrane transporter activity; neutral L-amino acid transmembrane transporter activity; glutamate:sodium symporter activity.